AUGCAAACACGAGCGAUGUCCUCAGAACAGACAACCAAAGUCAAAUUUUUCGUAAUCUCUGACACCCACGCCCUGAAACCAAACCCCAAUACGAUAUUCCGGAGCCCCUUUCCAACAUGCGAUGUUCUUGUUCACGCUGGCGACCUCUCUAGUUGGGGGACGCUCCUUGAAUAUGAGAAGACGCUCACCUGGAUGAAGGCUUUCAGAGCAGAGCUGAAGAUUGUCAUACCCGGAAACCACGACAUAACACUCGAUCCACCGUACUACAAUAAAAUCGAAGAUGAUCGUGUAUUGAUCGACGCUGCGCACGAGCUCUGGACCAGCUCUGCGGCGAGAGAUGCAAAUAUAAUAUUCCUGAAGGAAGCCACACGCACCUUCACUCUCAGCGGGGGCGCGCAGUUCAAAGUCCAUACAUCACCUUAUCAGCCCAAAUUCCAUAACUGGGCCUUCAACUAUGCCCACUCUGAGGAUCGCUAUAACCCGAAACCCACUUCACCCACGGAGACAGCCGUGCCUGGAGUUGCACCGAUUCCAGAGGGAAUAGACAUCUUGAUCACCCACGGCCCUCCGGAGGGCAUCAACGAUUUUGCGGGGCGGACCACAGAAGAUAACGCCGGGUGCGAAUGGCUCCUCAAGGCGCUGAAGAGGGUGAGGCCGAGAGCGCAUUUCUUCGGUCAUAUCCAUGAAGGGUUUGGGGCAACUCGGGUACGGUGGGGAGAAAACGGGGAGAUGACAAAGGCCCAGGUGGAACCACCAAGUAUGAAAGAGUUGAAGAAGAUGGAGUUUCGUACGCGUGCGUGUGCUUCGUGGAAGAUAGACGUGUCGAGGGAUGGAGACAAUCCUCUCGGGAAGAAAGGUGAAGAAACGCUGUGCGUUAAUGCGAGCAUGUUAGAAGAUCCCGAGGACCCCGAGAAUAUUAGAUGCGGGGGUGUGCUGAUUGAUAUGGAGCUACCGGUUGUGUGA
This is a messenger RNA of Morchella importuna, 963 nucleotides long. RefSeq lists its product as uncharacterized. Gene Ontology annotation, molecular function: hydrolase activity. The record is from RefSeq and is a predicted model, not a curated record. The transcript is spliced from 2 exons. NCBI's taxonomy places the organism in Eukaryota, Fungi, Ascomycota, Pezizomycetes, Pezizales, Morchellaceae. The coding region runs from base 1 to 963 and encodes 320 amino acids.